This is a messenger RNA of Drosophila pseudoobscura, 3268 nucleotides long. RefSeq names its product gastrula zinc finger protein XlCGF52.1-like. Lineage: Eukaryota; Metazoa; Arthropoda; Insecta; Diptera; Drosophilidae. Gene Ontology annotation, cellular component: nucleus; nucleoplasm. The record is from RefSeq and is a predicted model, not a curated record. Gene Ontology annotation, molecular function: DNA-binding transcription repressor activity, RNA polymerase II-specific; RNA polymerase II cis-regulatory region sequence-specific DNA binding; zinc ion binding. The transcript is spliced from 3 exons. Bases 1379 to 3079 code for a protein of 566 amino acids. Gene Ontology annotation, biological process: regulation of transcription by RNA polymerase II.
AUUGGAUAAAUGUUAUUCUGAGUUUUUAAACUAUCUCAACGAAAUAUGGCAUACACAGUGUUAUAUUUUACGGAUUUCCUAAUAGUUUGGCGGAAUCUGGCGAGUCGGACAUUUCGAUCUAAGAGUACAUACAUAAAAAAGUUGUUCUAUGAAAAAAUUCUUUGCUGUUAAAGAUAAUCAGCCCAAAAAUCCUAUUUCUGUAAUUAUACACAUGUUUGUACAUAACAUAAUUAUAUCAUCCUAUAGUUUCCAUAGUAAUGGUAGAUAUCAUCACCUCGCUUGCUGAGGCAUGCUCGAUCAAAGCUGAUCUGGGAGAGCUUUUUAAGUUUUCAGCUCAGCGCAGUUUGGAGUGGGACAUCCCUCAGCAAAGGCUUGCAUAACAUAUUAUACCUGGAAAAAAGUCGCCAAUGGUACAGGGCGAUGGUGAAGCUAAGGACGAUGGCCAGAAUAUAUAGCUUAUGUUCUGUGAUGCCCACAGACAUUGCACACGUCGGUAUUUGGCAGCAGCGUAUUCCUGAUGAUCUAUCGAAUGAAAUACACUGUUUUUGUCAGGCGAUGACAGAUACUUAUAAAUCGAUCCACUUACAUCGUAGAAUCUGCCACAAAUAGUUUGCGAAAUGCUGAUUGGAGCAUACCGGGGUAUUAUUCAGAUAUCAAGAAGAAGGCGAAAAUCAAAUCAAUGCCAUAGGCACAGAGAGUAUACGAUGCGUGAAUUGGCUCAUUGUAGGUGAGACUCAGAGCCCAAAUAGCUUACAAGAAAAGAAAAGCUAUCCAAAUGAGCUAAUACAUAGCUACCUGCCAAGGCUAGGAUCUUCACCAACCCUUGGCCAUCCUUAAUAAAAGAUUGUAGGAGAAUUCAGGGCACGGCACCUAUUGGAUACUGCGUUUCGAACUGAAGUGAAAAAACGUGUUUAACUGCGGGGAAAGGAUACGAGUUCAUAUCACUUGUAAAUAUCAAUAUGACUAUGUAUCCCAAUUGAUAAUCUCGUUCUUGACCUGCCUCAAGCCAAAAAUCAAAAGCGCCUGGUACGAAAACCCAGGCGGUGGGGAUGUGUGUAUAACCCAUCUUUAUCCACAGAAAGACAUCCUUUGUUCGAAAAGGUUUAUUGGAGUGUAAUUCAAAUAAUGUGUUCCAAAAAAACUUGUAAUUCAAUCGAAUCAUUUAUAAAAACACUAUUUCCAAAAUAAUUAAAUUCGAUAACAAAAUAUUUAUACAGUACUCCGAUUUCGUUCGCGCAUAACAGCACAGAAAAGCAGUCAUCUGUUUUAACUUUGCGCUUAACAGCACUAUCCGUAUGCUCUGUGGUCAACACAACAAAUUUGUGAAGGAAAAACAUUUGCAAAUUAUAAAAGCCAUAACUUGUUUAUUUGCAGGAAAAUGGAGGAGAUGUGCAGAGUUUGCAUGGUCAGAUCCGGAGCACUCGCAAACAUUUUUGAUGAGACACAAAAAUGGGACACUUGCAUUGCUGACAUGAUAGCCCAGUGUACCGGUUACGUGGUUAGGCGAGGGGAUUCACUGCCAGAAAAAAUAUGCCCGCCUUGCCUUGAGGAUGCAGUGAGUGCAUUCAAUCUUAAGAAAUCCUGCGAGCAGAGCCAUCGACUAUAUUUUCCAGUGAUGGAAGAGGAUAUAAAAACAGAUCUCUGUGAUAAUUUUGAACAGAACGACUGGAACAUGUCAAUAAGCAGAAAAAAAGCGCCGAUUUUGGAAACUGAUGAAAAAAAAUGUAAAGGUGAUAAGGAUGUGGAUCUUCUGUUUAAGUGUACUCACUGCUCGAAGUCUUUUAAACGGAAAUGCAAUUUGCAAAAUCACAUCCGUAUGCACACGGACAAACAAUCCUACCAAUGCUCUCACUGUUCAAAGUCGUUUAAUCGAAAAUCAAGUCUUCAAAGUCACAUGUGUUAUCACACGGAGGAGCGACACAACAAAUGUGUCCACUGCUCAAAGUCAUUCGUAACCAUGAGCGCACUGAAGCGGCACUUUCUUACUCAUAUCGACGGACAACCCUACAAGUGCUCCGACUGCUUAAACUCCUUUAAAACUGAAAACGAACUCAAAGAACACAUCCGUGUUCACACAGUGGAAGAGCCCUACCAAUGCCCCUUCUGCUCGAAGUCAUUUAAGCUGAAAUCGAUUCUCCAAAGACACUGUCGUACCCACACUGCGGAGAGAGCUUAUAAGUGUUCUGACUGCUCAAAGUCCUUUAUUACUCAAAGCGAACUCAAAGUACACAUCCGGGUUCACACAGGGGAACAGCCCUACCAAUGUCAGCACUGCCCAAAGUCAUUUCAGCGAAAAUCUAAUCUUAAAAGACAUAAUCGUAUCCACACGGGGGAGAGACCUUACAAGUGUUCCGACUGCUCCAAGUGUUUUUCCAUCGCCACAAAUCUCCAGGCUCAUAUCCGUCGAUGGCACACAACUGACCGACCCCACAAGUGCACUCACUGCCCGAAGUCGUUUACAGAAAAAUCUCAUCUCCAGAUACACAUGCGUAAACACACGGGGGAGCGACCGUACAAGUGUACCCAAUGCUCAAAGUCCUUUACUCGAACCGGAUCUCUCCGGCGACAUAUCAGUACGCACACGGAUGAACGACCCUACAAAUGCACCGACUGUUCAACGCUGUUUCAACAAAAAUCCCAACUUCAAAAACACACCCUUAUGCAUACCGGCGAACGACCGUACAAAUGCAGUGACUGCUCACAGUCCUUUCUACAAAAAUCCCAACUUGAGGCACACAUCCGUACUCACACGCGACCUUACAAAUGCUCCCACUGCUCGAAAUGCUUUAGAGAAAAAUCCAAUCUUAAAAGACAUACCCGUACGCAUACGGAUGAACGACCCCACCAAUGCUCACAAUGCUCGAAAUCAUUUCAAGAAAAAUCGAAUCUCCAGGUGCACAUACGUUCUCACACAGGGGAGCGCCCAUUCAAGUGUACCCACUGCUCAAAGACAUUUAGAUAUAAAAAUAAUAGCUACCAGAGACACGUAAUUACUCACACAAGAAGUGACAAGUAUGCCAUUCCGGCACUUUUCGAGAUCACUUCCAUAAGAACGCUGAAAAUGGAAGGUGUAGAAUAAGAUUUUUAAGCUUUUUUUGAACAUAAGCUUGGCAUGUUCAAUUAUUUCCACUAUCUUUACUGCGAAAAUUCUUCAUUAAAAAGAUGUAUGAAGAUAUUGAAUCGCUGGCGGAUGAAUCUGUUUCAAUGUUUUUGCUUUUGGCGAAGAUGAACAAUGUUCACCACUCUGUUUUUCAUAUUAUAUGGGGCC